CUUUUGUGAAUUUCAUUAUAAUUGUAAUUUAAUUUAGAUCUACAUUAAAAAUGGGAAGUAGACUAAAGUCAGGAAGCAGAUCUAAAUUGAAAUAGCCUCUAUUUCUGUGCUAGAUUUAUAUGAAUCUAGAUCUAUAUUUAGUCUGUUUAUUCAAUACAAUGGAAUAAAUGUUUUCUCAGCAAGUCUGAGUAAGUUUUGUAGUGAGUCUUUUAAAACUCGGUACACUGUUAAAAGUAAAGCACAACAGAUUAAAGAAUAGUAAGCCCGUUCGAACCUCUCUGAAGGUCCCACAAAAAUGGCCACUCGAUCCAAGACUCUACCCGGAAGUAGAUCUCUUCAAGAUUACCUCUUACAGUGGCAGCUUCCAUGGAAAAUACCCGGAUCAACACGAGGCAAUGUGGUUAUGAAAAGAAAGGAGACAAAGCAGCGAUCAUACCACCAUCUGUCUUUAGUCACACGCUUUUACCUAGGGCUUAGGAUGUCAAGAAUACGGUCAUCUAAAGGUCCGCCUAAACAGAUCGUCACUAAGCCAGCUUUCAUUGGCUCUCAAGAAACUGCUUUUUUGACCCUCCACAACAAUAGCAGCGAUCUGACAAUGAAACAUGAAGUGACCACAUCUUGUUGCCCAGUUGAUGGACUAAUGUUAAAUUAUGAUAGUCCUGAGAUCAAACCUGAAAAUAAGGUCGCAAGUGCCCCAGUUUUAGAAGAAAAUGUUGUGAUGGCGGCUUGUCAUGAGAAGAGUCAAGUGACCACAAGAUCAUCCAAGACAAGUCAAGUCCAACAUCACUCCAAAGAUGCCGCCGUGCCAGUUAAAAGAUUGACCAGACGAAAUAAGCGCGGGAAAGAAAAUAUAUCUCCAAACGACAUUGGCCAAAAGAGAAAGACAGCGGCUAGUAAUCCAAUGAAAGAGAUCCAAUCGACACCUCUAAAAACGACAAAACUUGUCGAAAAAUCCAAAGACUCAGCCAAGCCCCCAGAAGACGAGGACACAUAUUUUGCUCAGAUUCAUCACAAAGAUGUUAGAGUCAAAACAAUUGAUGGAAUAGAAGUGAGAAUGAAGACGGGUUUGACGUGCGCCAAACCAGUUAGGGUCGAUCUAAACGAGCCCAUUACUAUGCAGAGAAGUCUUGCUCUCGGCCAUGGAGCAGAUACGACCAAAACCGAGACAACAAAGCUUAGUAUGUGUUCGGUUACUUUGACUAAAAUACAGGACACGUUUCCACACACACUGUCGUAUAGACUUUUCACAGAUAAUAAAUACCUCGACGAAAACAGCGCAAAGACAAAACAAGACUGUGAUAAAAACACGCAGCGAGAUUUGGUUUCAAACUUUAGACCACUCCCUCAAUCAGCUUUAUGUAAGAAAGAUUGUGCAAACAGCUCGAAAGGUAGCCACGCUGAAGAGAUGAUUGACAAGAGCUGUGCACAAGAGAACCAUCUGCGCGCCUUCUCAAAUAACAUUCUGGGGGCACAGCGAAAUGAAAAUAACGUGUCGAUGCAGGAUUGCCCUUCUUCUAUUAGCUCAACAGGAAGUCAGCAUUUGAAAAGUGUGUCGUUACAACAAGAGUCCAGUAGUUUGGUCACGCUACCCUUUCAGCUCUCUGUAAACGACUCGGAUUUCUCUGAGACAUGUAAUAGUAAAGUCAAAACUCAUCGAAGUAUUUUUCAUAAUUCCCAGGCGCACUCUUUUCAAAAAUAUUCCCCGACCAGAAAGAAACAUGAAAAUUCGGUUCAUUCUCCUCAGAACUCCUCCGAGGAGAAUGUUCUAAAAGAAACACAAAGCAAUGCAGAUAACAUUCCUUUCCAACCUAUGUUAAGACAAAUUCGUGUGGCUACUUUUGGGAACAACACACCCGUCUUUGUUUCCUCUGGGCUUUUACAGAAAGGAAUUCGCGACAUGAACGAUUUGCACAAAGCCCAAACAAACGUUGAAAGAAAAGAAUGUAUUCAUGUUGGUUCAAGUAGCGUCGACACACACAUUGGCACUAGGGAAAUCAGCGACAUUAGCGCAUCGAAGAUUAAAAAUCAAAACAAAAGCUGUUUUAAAUCCGAUACUCUUGUUCAGAGCGAGAUCAGUGACUCGUUUAACUCAAAAAAAGAUGACCAUGAUUUCAAUCUGAAAAAGCAAUUGAAAUUAAGUCUGUGCCGAGAACGAACGCAUUUACAGAUGCACGCAGGCACGCUAAAUGUGUCCCAGCCAAACGCGCGAUGUUGUCUUACUAGUCUUUCAGGUAAUGCAAACACAGUAAACCAUGGUUUACAGAUGAUCCCAGUACAAAUGAAAAACGAUUCUCAUAUUAAAACAUUCGGCAAAGUAAGUUCUGAUGAAAUUUCCUGCAGUGACAAAGAAAGUGAAGAAUCAGGCAACAAAAUAGAUACCUUCAGGUCAUACUGUGACCCACUAGACGACAAGGCGGGGCUACCAAACAACAACGUUCUACCAACACUGCAACCUGUGCUGUCACAAAAUGUCGUGUUAACCCCGAACCUAAUAUUUGAUUACACUUCUCUGCGACCUACAACUUCUCAAACCUUCGAUCACAAAUCUAAAUGUAAUCUCAGUUUUCAGCUAGCGUUCGUGAGCAAAAAGAUAUUUGGAAUUGAGAGCGCCAACGGAGUUUCUUCCUCUCAAGCAGACGGUCAGAAAUGCUCGGUCCAGUUUUUCACGCAUGGUGGAUUUAGCAUACCUGCCUUUGCUUACAGCGGUAUGUCUCCCAAUGUUCACCUUAUAAACAAAAGCCAACCUUUCCCAACUCCUGCUUCGGAUCUACUUAGCAACGUUGCCAACUCGCCACCAGCCUUUUACAGGCAAGACAACACACUUGGUUCAAAAAUAAAAGCAUCAGACACUAAUUCUAAAAGUCUGUUUCCAUAUUUGAAUCAGGCAGACCCGAACAUUAUCUCGUUCAAUCCGCAUUGUGGGAUUCAAAAUUCUGCUAGUCUAGUUGCAAACAGCGCGCAUUUCUUCAAAAAGGGAUCCUCAUGUGGUCAAUCUUUACCCAGCUGUUGCACAUCUGCGACUUGCUGCCUAGCUUCUUGUUCCCCGGAUUGCUCGAAUCCAGCAAGCAUGGUGAACUCCAAGUGUGUGAAGGUCACUCAAGCUGAUAUUCCCGCCAAAAAGAGAGGCAGGAAAAGGAAAGUCCUAAGUGUAGCUACACAAAACGAAAACUCUGGAGAAGGCGCUUCGGACUCAGCAAAUCUUCAAUCUGUGGGAUCAAAAAGCACGAAAAACGACAACAUGUGCCCACUCUGCUGUCGCAUGUUCACUCGCUCGUGGCUACUGAAGGGUCACAUGCGUACGCACACGGGCGAGCGUCCAUAUCUCUGUUCGCACCCGAGCUGCGGCAAAGCUUUUGCCGAUCGCUCGAACCUGCGUUCCCACAUGCUGAUACACUCAGUCGCUGCCCGCAGUUAUCCUUGUCCCAAUUGUGGACGAACAUUCUCCCAGAAGAGAUAUCUUCAUAAACACAGUAUCGAGGUCUGCAGAAUAGCCGCCGAGUGAAAGUGGAUCAACGAAACGAUGCUGAAAUAAAGUUGAACAUGCAGCCAACUUAAGUUUAGUUUCGUACAUCAGCUAUUCCUUAGUGAACUCAUCACAGGAGACGUGUACGUGUGACGUGAUGCCGGAAAUAAUUCUAUCGUAUGCUGACUCUGCACUUCGACUACAGGUACUUAAAAACCCGUCUCUCUUCCUGCUAUUACUAUUAAAUUGUCAGUAGUUAAUAAUAUUAUACGGUCAUUAGAGUUUGACUAGGAAAAGAAAACACAACAAAACAAGUCUAAGCAAUGAUCUCACUACUCCCAAUCGCAAAAUGUUCAUGGCCAUUACAUUAGACACAAACUUUUCCUGUGACUUCUGUUUGAGGCCAUUGAAUAUUUUAUGUAUCUAUUAAUCUAAAUCUGAUAUAUACGAUUAAAAAGAGACAUUGUAAGACCAUAACAGCUCAUUACUUGCCUCCACCAGGACCCCAGUCUAAGUGCAAUGUGUAUGUGUAGGAAACAAUAAACUAUUUUAAAAUG
Messenger RNA from Biomphalaria glabrata, 4020 nucleotides. RefSeq lists its product as uncharacterized. Bases 296 to 3502 code for a protein of 1068 amino acids. The transcript has 4 exons. The record is from RefSeq and is a predicted model, not a curated record. Lineage: Eukaryota; Metazoa; Mollusca; Gastropoda; Planorbidae.